Messenger RNA from Bathycoccus prasinos, 501 nucleotides. RefSeq lists its product with no specific name. NCBI's taxonomy places the organism in Eukaryota, Viridiplantae, Chlorophyta, Mamiellophyceae, Mamiellales, Bathycoccaceae. The transcript has a single exon. The record is from RefSeq and is a predicted model, not a curated record. The coding region runs from base 1 to 501 and encodes 166 amino acids.
AUGUUGCGAGGAGCGACUUCUUCGUCGUUAUCGUCAAAGAGAUUAUUCGUCUCGAGCAAGAAGAAAGAGAAUGCGACGACGCUUUCGAGGAGGAAAAGGAGUGCUUUUACGACGACUUCGGCGUCGUCAAACAUGGGAAAAGACUUCGUCGAAUCGUUCUUCGACGUCGCAGAUUUCCUCUCCGGCGCUUCAUCUUUCGGGACUUCCGAACUCGCCGAAAACAUCGGUCGAGACUGUUACGUGGACGUGAACGGAUGGCACUUGUUCCUGAAAGAUAUGAAACCUCAGGGAAGUUUCCACCAAGGGUUGGCGAACGUGGUCAUUGGAACGAUCGUGAAAAACGGGAAGAAGUGCUCCGAGGAAGACAUGACGGAGAUUUUGAAAACGGUGAAAGUGCCGUUGGGUGAAGGGAAGAUGGAGGCGAGUUUGUUCGAUUUGAUGCCGAAGAGGUGCGUGGAUGAUUUCGUCGAUAUAGCGAAGAGAUACGCGGAUGAUUUGUGA